This is a messenger RNA of Plasmodium reichenowi, 465 nucleotides long. Its product is annotated as conserved protein, unknown function. Lineage: Eukaryota; Apicomplexa; Aconoidasida; Haemosporida; Plasmodiidae. Gene Ontology annotation, cellular component: cytoplasm. The transcript has 2 exons. The record is from RefSeq and is a predicted model, not a curated record. The coding region runs from base 1 to 465 and encodes 154 amino acids.
AUGACUUUUCUAAGUAGCCCUUCAACAAAUCAUAUGAUAACUAAUUUGACAAAAAGAACAAACGAAUUUCAAUCAAAAAUAGAUGGCAUGUUAAAUAACAUAAGUACGGAAAGUUUACCUUUCCAAAAAAAAUCUUUUAUGUGUUGUGUUAAUUGUUUUGAUACGUACAACACAGAUUUUGAAACAAUAGGAAAAUGUGUAAAUAACUGUCAAAAAGGAACAGAGCAUUUUGUUCAGGUUGUUCAAAAUGAAAUGCAAAAUUUACAGAAUAAUUUACAAUCAUGUCAACAAUCGUGCUUUUAUAAGUACUCCCCAAACUAUGCCAAGAGCAAUUCUAACAUUGACGGUCCUACCAUAGAAAAAGAAAUGGAAACAUGUGUAGUAAAAUGUUUUGAUAAACACGAACCGAUGUUACCAGAAAUAUCUGACAGAUUGCAUAAAACGUUAAAGGAAGAAAUGAAAUAA